UUUAACAAACUUAUUGUUAUUGAUGCCUUCUUCUCUCUUUUUCUAGAUACAAGACGCCACAAUCACUUCAAGGGUCUCAAGGUGAUUAACUUCAGGUUUACCAACAAAGUUCUCCAGAAUGAAGUAAAAGAAGCCGUCCUCAAUAUUCACAUUCAAGAGUUGGAGCCGCGUCAGAAUGUUACAAUAACCGAAGACCACUUUACAAUAAAUUAUCAAAUAAAUAGAAUAACUAGAAAUAGCCAAGGGAAUAAGGCCUCUGUCCCGUACGCUGAAGGUUCAUUUAAGCUUACGAGAAAGGACUUAAAAGUUGGCAAAUGGUUAAAAGUUAAUGUUAGUAAUAUGGUGGCUGAAUUUUUUAGAUUGCCACGAGAUAAUUUAGCUAUAGUAGCGAGAGUACAAGACUCGAAGAAUAGAAUCAACUUGGUAGUUCCUCAUCCAAGUUCGGACAUAAAUAAUGGAUUGAUGCCAUACAUAGAAGUAAGUCUUAGUGACAAAUCACACAAGAGAACGCGCCGUAUGAUUGGAAUGGACUGUACGGAAAACUCUAAAGAAGUUCGAUGCUGCCGGUACCCGCUCUCAGUAAACUUCGAAGAAUUCGGCUGGGAUUGGAUAAUCGCACCAAAACAGUACGACGCAAACUACUGCAGUGGCGAAUGCCCCUACAGUUUUUUACAGAAGUACCCCCAUACCCAUUUAGUGCAUUUAGCAGCUCCUCAAGGUAGUGGAGGUCCCUGCUGCGCUCCAAGAAAAAUGAGCAGCAUAUCAAUGCUGUACUUUGAUCAUGAGCUAAAUAUAAUAUACGGGACUAUACCGGGAAUGGUCGUUGAAAGUUGUGGUUGCUCAUAGCGACCGGGAUUAAUAUAAUAUAUUUCCUUCGAUUCUCUCGUAUUUUGAGUUGCAGUUCUUGGUUUUGUAAUCUUUAAUUUCUCUGGACUUGUACCGUCGUGGUGAAGGAACUGCGAACUCUAAGUGAUGUGUGAGUGUGUGCUAUGAUUAGUUUAAAUUUUUAUUUUCUUCAUUUGUACAUCUUUGAAAUGAAAUUUUGACUUAUUUUAAUACAAAAAUCAUUUGACCAUGUAUGAUCACUAUCAAGAAAGCAUUUCGUAUUAACUAGCAUUUAUAGUAAUAAAUUAUAGCGUACCAAUAUACAUAGAUGAACUGUCAAUAUUUUUCUAUUUUUUUACAUUUUAUAUAUUUAAUAAUGUUCGAUAUCUUUGUUUUAAAUAAGACCUUUUGUAAUGAAAACGCAUUGCUCUAUUUAGGCAGUAUAAUUUAUGGACCGUUAGCAAAACCUUUAUUAGUAGCGAUCAAGUAAAUUAAUAAUUUGAUUUAAAUUAAUGACACUGAAACUUUGCUUAAGUUGAAAAAGAAUAUUAUUAAAAUUUAAUAAUUAUUGGUGAAAACUUUCCUUCGUAUUUCGUUUCGCAUUUCCGUAAAUAAUAAUUGUUGUUUGUUAGAUUGGUCAGUCUAUAAAUAUGAUUCAACUUGAUCUUUCAAAUUGAUCUUGUUAAUUAUAAUAUUUGAUAGAUUGCCAAUAACAACAAAGUACCUUAACACAAUAGUCCUCUGUGUUUGUUAACCUUCAGAGGUCUUUGCCAUUGCAUAAUAAUAAUGUAAACUAUGUUUUGUCUAACGUUGCGAUACAGAAACAAUAACUUGAACAAAGCUUAAUUGCUAAAACAAAUUGAAAAAUUCCUCUUUUGAAAUUAAUAAAAUUAAUAUGAUCAUUUUUGUAAGAUAAGAAAUCGAUCUUGUAACAUUUGCAGAUCUUAUUUUAAAUCUAUGUGUGUUUUUGUACAUUCAAUAUUGACUACUGUGUAAAAUAAAACUUAAGCACGAACGUAUAGAAAAUACAAGUUGAUUGUAUCUAAUUUUGUGUCGUAUUAAUGUAUUUAUGUCUUUAAAAUUGACUCAAAUAGGUUUUCUGUUCGAACUGGAAUUUGAUCCUAGUUAGAGCUAUGGCAAAGUAGGUAUCACUAUACGUCUCCAUAACGACUAUUUUUCAUACGAAUUAUAUUUGAUGGAAUAUAUGAGAACGCUUGAGAUUUCCGCAAUCUGGAUUCCAUCUUGCUGUUCACCAGUUCAACUUUCCUUGAUAUUUUAGUAAUGUUCAGACUGCCAUUAUAUUUGCCAGAUUGGACACUAAGUCGUUCCGCCCACUGUUUUGUUUAGUAAUUCAUCAAAGAACUUUAUUAUUUGAUCUAAACUUAUUCAAAGAUUUGAACUUAAAUUAAAAUUUUAAUUACUGAAAUUAAAAAAUAAUUAUUCUAAAUUUCCAAAAUUUACUGGAGUAACACAAUUUUUAUAAAGUUUGCCGUUCACCAAUUGUGCCAAAGCAUUCAGUAAUGCUACUAAAAUAUAUUUGUUCUGCAGGAUUGUCAAUAGUUAUUCUAUCUGUUCAUGUAUGGCGUUGGAUUAGUUUAUACAAAGGAUAUAAUAUUAUAUGAAAUACUUUAGAAUGAACUUACAGUUAGCGCGCGAGUUGAAUGCAGUCAGAGCCCGAAGAGCAUCCUAACAGUGUUAUCACGUUAUUACUGAAGUUGCGAUCCCGUGUUAUUUUUUAUUUUAACUAGAUGGACCCGAUUCCAAAAACGAGUUUUUAUUCAUCAAUAAAUCUCGUUUUUUUUGGAACAAAACCUGAUGGAGUCGGCGAUGGCCAAGGACGAGAAAUGGCGAAAAGUGUUUACGACAUGUUUGAUGAAGAAAGGAAGAAAAAAAUUAGAGAUUUAACGUAGUGUAAAAUGGUAUACUUAAAGCAUUGCUUCAAUUUUGUCGACACACGCAUGAUUGUGUUCAUCAGUUAUAAUUAGAUCACAGCCCUAUCACAUAACUGAACUCUGCAUUCAACUCGUGCGUUAUCUGUACAUAAGUAAUUAUUCUCUUCACAAUGAAAACAUUAGUUUGUGAUCAAAUCUCUCGAUAAUCACUUUUAUAUUAUGUUCUCAAUCGAUAUUAGAAUACGGAAUAAACAUAAGUAGCUAUGAGUAGAUAGGUGUAUGUAAUGUCAAUGUAAUUUUAUUAUUGUACUUCCUCUGGAAUUCGGAUCUCGAUCAAAAUUUUUCGCUUGUUAGAUUUCGCGGGUGGUGCUUAAAGGUUUUAAAUCGUAUGGUCAGUAUCCAACCCUGUAUUUUAUAUGCGUAUUAUUGUCGUGGUGAGCUAGAUUUUUUUAUAUUGUUUUUAUUGUAAGUUUUUUUAGAAAAUGUUGGAAGAAAGGGGACAUCCAUAAAACGUCACACGAAUUUCAUGAUGAGACACCCCUCACACCCCACCUAGUACGAUGUCACAUAAUUCGCAAUUUUAUACUUUGAUAUUUAUGAAAUUAUUAAAACAGCAGUAUUCCGAAAUUAUUGCCAUUUCUAUUUAAAUUAUUUUUCAGUAAAAUCAAAAAUAAAUUACCAAACAUAAAAAAUUAAAAUUUAGUAGGUACCUAUGUACUUUAAAUUUAGUGUAGUUAUGCCACCUAGAUAGAACUGGACUGGGUCCCCUCACCGCCCCUUGUCACACUUCGUAGCUCCCCCCCCCCUUAACGUGUGACGUGAUUAAUGGAUGGUCCCUAAUAUCAAAAUUAGAUCUCAAUUUGGGCAACUGAUAGAUUUUAUGUCUAAGUCUGACCGCUUUUGGAUCGCGAAUGAUUAUUGGGGACAGAUGUCUGUCCGUUGUGGCUAGGAUAUCAAAAUGAACAAACAUGUGUUGUAAGUUUUACAAAAUAAAUUUCUCAAUUCAUAAA
Molecule: messenger RNA, 3727 nt
Organism: Leptidea sinapis
Lineage: Eukaryota; Metazoa; Arthropoda; Insecta; Lepidoptera; Pieridae
Gene: myo
Product: growth/differentiation factor 8-like
Exons: 2
Biological process (GO): SMAD protein signal transduction
Cellular component (GO): extracellular region
Molecular function (GO): growth factor activity; cytokine activity
Source: RefSeq, a predicted model, not a curated record